CCCGGCCCCGACACGGGCCCGGUGACGGGCUCAGGCCCCGGCCUGGCCCCGGUGGCGGCUCCGGACCCGGACCCGGUCCCGCUCACGGACCCGCUCACGGACCCCGACGUGCAGCCGCUGCCCCGGGGCGGGUUCCGCUGCCGCCUGUGCCAGAUCACCGCGGCCAACCGCCCGAGCCUCGUGUCCCACCUGUCCGGGAAGCGGCACCGGCGGCUCCGGUCGCUCCGGGCCGAGCGCCGGGAGCAGGAGCUGCGGAGCCUCUUCGUGAGCGGCUUCGCCCGCGGCACCGACCCCGCCGAGCUGCGGCGGCACUUCGGGGCCUUCGGGGCCGUCACGGGGGUCGUCAUGGACAAGGACAAGGGCGCCUUCGCCAUCGUGGAGCUGUCGGAGCCCUCGGAGCGGCAGCGGGCCCUGGAGCACCCCCGGCACCUCCUGGGGGGGCGGCGGCUCCGGGUCCGGCCCCGGGAGCACAAAACCUUCCCCCGGCCCCCCCCGCGGGCCCGCGGCCCCCCCGAGGCCCCCCAGGCCCGGGGGCUGCAGGAGGCGCUGGGCCAGGCCCCGGACGUGGAGGCCCAGCUGGAGCUCCUGGUGCAGCUCCUGGAGCUGAGCGAGGCCGAGCGGCGCCUGCGGGGCCUCCUCGUGUCCCUGUUCCAGGAGGUGUUCGAGGAGUUCUUCCCAGGCUGCUCCAUCGUCCCCUUCGGCUCCUCAGUCAACGGCUUCGACGUCCACGGCUGCGACCUGGACCUGCACCUGGAGCUCCCCCCCGAGGGGUCCCUGCCGGGUGACGGGGACCCCCCCGGCUCCGAGGGGUCCCUGUCUGAGGACGAGGGGUCCCUGCUGGGCCCGGGGGGGUCUCUCCGGGGGGCCCCCCCCGGGCGGGUGCUGGCCCUGGUGGGCUCGGUGCUGCGCCGCUGCGUCCCGGGGGUCCGGGGGGUCCGAGCCGUGCCCGGCGCCCGCCGGCCCGUCGUGAAAUUCAGCCACAAACAGUCGGGGCUGGAGGGGGACGUGUGUGUGCACAACCGCCUGGCCCUGUUCAACACGAGGUUCCUUCGGUUCUGCGCCGACGCUGACCCCCGAGUGCGGCCCCUGGGCUACGGGGUGAGGGCCUGGGCACGGGCCCGGGGGCUGGCAGGGAACCCCUCGGGGGGGGGCCCCCUGCUCACCAACUACGCGCUGACGCUGCUCGUGGUGUUCUUCCUGCAGACCCGGAGCCCCCCCGUGCUGCCCUCGGGGCUGCGCCUGCGGGACCUGGCGGGCCCCGAGGACCGUGCCCAGGUGGGGGGGUGGGAUUGCAGCUUCCCCCGGGACCCCUCGGUGCUGGAGCCGAGCGGGAACACCCAGAGCACAGGCUCCCUCCUGGCCGAGUUCUUCUCGUUUUUCGGGGGGCUGGACCUGCCCCGGCUGCUCCUGUCGCCCCGCGAGGGCCGAGCGCUGCCCCGGCCCCCCCCCGGCGCUCUGGGGGGGCUCCGCCCGGGCCCCCUGACCCUGCAGGACCCCUUCGAGCUGAGCCACAACGUGGCCGCCAACGUCCCCCCCCGGUUCGUGUCGCGGUUCGGCCGCUGCUGCCGCGAGGCCGCCAAAUUCUGCCGCGGCCCCGAGUUCCGGCACCGGCCCCGCCGCUCCCGCCGCCCCUGGGGGGUCCUGGGGCUCCUCCGGCCCGGGGGGGGCUCCCCCGAGAAGGACGGGGGGGGCUUCGCCAUCCCCCUCCCGCUGCGGCCCCGCGGGGGGCCCGGGGGGGGGCCCGGGGGGGGUCCCGGGGGGUUCCGGGAGGUUUGUGGGGCCGUGGGGUUCGUGCUCCGGGACGUUCUGGGCUGUCACUGCGACCCCGGGGGGGAACGGGGGGGCCCGGGGGGGGCCGAGGGGGGGGAGGAGCCGCCCCCGGGUCCGUCCCACGCGGAGGAGUCACCGCCGGGGGCCGAGUGUCACCUCGGGGGGGACACGGGACCUUCCCGGGGGGAAUUCGGGGACGCGGGGGCGGCGGAGGAGCCGCCCCUGGAUCCGCCGGGAUCGGGGGGUCCCGUCGGGGGGGCGGCGGGGGGAGAUUCCCGGGGGGAGCUCGGGCUGCGGGAGGGUCCGUGCCCGGCCCCGGGCUCGAAGCGUCCCCCCCCCGAGGCCCCGAACGGCCCCGGGAUUCCCCCCGGGAAGCGCCCCCGGCCCCCCCCGCUGCUCCCCCCGUCCCUCUGGAGCUGCUCCGUCUGGCACCGGGUGUGGAGGGGCCGCCGCCGCCUCCGCCGCCGCCUCCGCGACCCCCGGGGGGGGCCCGGGGGGGGUCCUGGGGAAUGGCCCGGGGGGGCUCAGGGGCCCGGGGGGGAUCCCGGGGGGGGUCCCGGGCAGGACUCGCUGGCGCUGGAGCGGGCGGUGACCGAGGCCAUCGUGCGGGGGGACACCGGGGACCCCCCCGGGAACCCCCCCGGGGCCCCCCCGGAGCCGCUGCUGCGCUUCCAGGCCCGCGCCCGGCGGGGGGGGUCGCGCCGGGACCCCCAAGUGCUGCUGCGGCUCCGGCCCAUCCCCGACCCCCCCCCGCCGCUUUUCCACGAGUUUUUCCACUUCCUGAGGAGUUUCCUGCCCGAAAUGGUUCGGCAGCGCCUGGGGAUGGGGCGGGGGGAGGGCGGCGCGGACCCCCCCGAGGGGGGGGAGUUUUGUACGUCCUGAGUUUUUCCAGUAAAAUCCGUUUUGCAGUUGG
Molecule: messenger RNA, 2683 nt
Organism: Pipra filicauda (Wire-tailed manakin)
Lineage: Eukaryota; Metazoa; Chordata; Aves; Passeriformes; Pipridae
Product: speckle targeted PIP5K1A-regulated poly(A) polymerase-like
Exons: 10
Cellular component (GO): mitochondrion
Molecular function (GO): RNA binding; poly(A) RNA polymerase activity
Source: RefSeq, a predicted model, not a curated record